AUGACGGAUCACUCGAAAUGGAAGUUCAAUCACACCAUGCUCCGGGUCAAAGACCCCCAGAAGUCCAUUGAGUACUAUAACCUCCUGGGCUUGAGCCUGAUCAACAAGUUGGACUUCCCCGACAACAAGUUUUGUUUGUAUUUCCUAGCCUAUGAUGGCCCUCAUUCUGCCUCUAAAGAUGCCCACUGGACCGACCGCGAAGGUGUCAUUGAACUCACCCACAAUUACGGCUCCGAGUCGGACCCCGAAUUCACCAUCAACAACGGCAACAAAGAACCGCACAAAGGCUUCGGUCACAUCUGCAUCUCUGUCGACAAUAUCCAAGCUGCAUGCCAACGCAUUGAAGAUGCCGGGUACAAGUUUCAGAAGAAACUGACGGACGGGCGCAUGCGAAGCAUCGCAUUCGCGCUCGACCCUGAUGGAUAUUGGGUGGAGGUCAUCGGUCAAAAGCCGGUGGAGCAGACAGAAGAUGUCAAGACAACAGAGACGAGCACUUACAGGAUGAACCACAGCAUGAUCCGGGUCAAAGAUCCGCAGAAAUCAUUGAAAUUCUACCAGGAAGUCAUGGGCAUGUCGCUCAUGAGGACCUCCGAACAAAAGGCGGGCGGGUUCACUUUGUAUUUCCUGGGAUACCCGGGUGACUACGGGAUUCCCAAACCCGAGGACUCACCCAACGGCGUGAACCCACUCGCGGGCAAAGAAGGCCUGCUCGAAUUGACCUGGAACUAUGGAACAGAGAAGGAAGAAGGCAAAGUAUACCACAACGGCAAUGACCAGCCUCAGGGUUUCGGACACAUUGCCAUCAGCGUGGAUGACCUGGACAAGGCGUGUGCGUUUAUGGAGGAGAAGGGGGUCAACUGGAAGAAGCGGCUCACGGACGGCAGGAUGAAGAACGUGGCCUUUGUGUUGGAUCCGGAUGACUACUGGGUUGAGAUUAUCCAGAAUGAGCGGCUCAAGAAGUCGUCAGAUUGGUGA
Molecule: messenger RNA, 975 nt
Organism: Fonsecaea multimorphosa CBS 102226
Lineage: Eukaryota; Fungi; Ascomycota; Eurotiomycetes; Chaetothyriales; Herpotrichiellaceae
Exons: 2
Coding region: 1-975 (324 amino acids)
Molecular function (GO): lactoylglutathione lyase activity; metal ion binding
Source: RefSeq, a predicted model, not a curated record